UCCUUCACUAGAACUGGCACGCGAGGAGGAGCGGACGCUGUUGUGACGCAUAGCAUUUCCAGUUAAAGACUGCCCUUCUCCUCCGAGGAAAUGGACGGUAGCGAUACUUCACCCAUCUCACAUUUUUAAAAAAAAUACGUUUUUAAAUACAGGCUAUAUUUGAGCUCUAUUCGGGGAUGUUAGAACGCUUCUGGGAGAGUAAGAAAAGACCAUGUUGGAUCGCCGUGAGUAGAGUGUGUUUGAUGAAGUGAGAAGUACUGCUGUAGCGCCCUCUGUAGCGGCCAUGAGGAAAUGUCAGCUGUUCGCUUAUGUUUUGCUGGCUCUAAUCAGCCAGUCAUGUACAAUAUCAAAUUUUGCAAUUGGAGCAGGACAGACUGUGAAAAGAACUUGUCCUGAUAAUGAAUACUGGAAUAAUAAGGGAUUCUGCUGUGGUAAAUGUCAUCCAGGGUAUAAAUUGAAAGCGAAAUGCCCAGAAAACAAUACGAUGUCCAUCUGUGUAAAAUGUGAGAAUGGAACCUACCUAGAUAACUCAAACCACAAUGAAAACUGCUUUAGUUGCAAGAAGUGCAACAAAGACCAUUCCAUAGAGAUAUCACCAUGUACAUUCAAAAGCAACAGGGUGUGUGGGUGUGAGUCAGGAUACUACUAUAAGAAAUUCGGCGACUUGGGAUGGGAAUGUUCUCCCUGUAAGAAGUGUGGACCUGGGCAGAUGAUAACUGUGGAAUGUCGUGGGGAACAGAAUGCAAAGUGUCAAUGCAAAGAAAACCAUUAUUCUGUCGAGGGCAAAUACUGUGAGCCAUGUGUUAAAUGUCAGGAUGAGUGUCAACACUUGUGCAAAUCCAGCACACCUCCUAACCCUGUUAGGACUUUCAACCCAACUCAUUCUCCAGGCUCAAUACCUCAAAUACUGGUCCCUGUGUGUGCAUGCAUCACGGUUCUAGCACUGGCAUUGUUCAUGUCAUACGAGGGCAUCAGACUUUGGAAGAAAAAGAGGCGUGCUUUGUCAUCGCAGAAAUCAUCACCUGCUUCCGAUGAUCAGACAUUGAUUAUCACAGUGGCACCAGACACAGAACACAGUGAGAACAUUCCCCUCACAAACCAGCCGUGCAAAUCAGAUCAAAAUGGAAAACUCCCAGACUGCGUCCCAAGAGAGAUCAAAAUUCACGAGUUAUUCUAUUUUGUGCUGGACGAGGUGCCUAUUGGACGAUUUAAAGAGCUUGUACGUCGGCUUGGUGUUUCUGAGCAGAACAUUGACAGGGCGGAACAAGACCACAGGAACAGCAAAGAUGCCCACUACCAGAUGCUGAAGGUUUGGAGUGACAGCGGCAGUGGAGGAGGGAACAAUGUUUUGCCAUGUCACCGCAUCCAGAUGUUAGUAGACACUCUGAAGGACAUGUAUUUGGUUAACUGUGCAGACAACAUCGAGAGCAGGUUCCUCUCACAGGACACAAGCACUUCACACUGAGGCCAUUAGAAGAGAAAGAAGAAAAGGGCAUUAAUAGAGAACUUAACCUUCCACCGAUUUCCAUUGGAUUCCUUUGAGAGUGGAAGUGCGUCUACAGCUGUUUUUUGGCCAUGUUUUUGGCUACAGUUGUCUGAAGAUUUCACACUAAAUUUUUUAUGAAUAUGCAUAUGUUCUGUGUUUGUAUGCUGGCUUUUUUUAGUGCUGUUAAAGUAAAUGUAUCUGAGGGUGGUGGGGUGGUUGGGGUUUGUGUUGUAAUUUUUCAGAUAUGUAAUGGAGAUAACAUAAUCAUGCAUAUUCUCGCCAAGUUCUCCUAAUCAUAGCACACAUCUCACAAUAAUAUGUCCAGGUCACACACCCACACACACACACACACACUGUUCAACAUUGUUCAGCAUUUUAAGAAAGGUUAUUGUUCUGUUAAUUAUGUUCACUAAGACUGCAUUUAUUUGAUCAAAAAUGUUUUCCUGUGGUUUUUGCAGCCUUCUGUCUGACUCCAGUCUUCAGUAUUAAACUUAAAAAACCAUGACAUUCUUAUUCCUUUCAUUUAAAUUUCUUUUCUGGCGGUGACCUGGGCAUGUUCUUGAUAGGUUUUGUGAGAGGCCUUAUUGACCCAAUAAUGCCUCCAACUGUACAGAUGAAUUUAAUGCUGAUAGCAGUGGUAUUUGCAUGUACAAACACAGUUUAUAAUUGCAUUUGUAUUUGAGGGGUAAUUUGAGAGUUGAUUUCCAUUAUUGCAUUAUUCCACAGGCUAAUAUGGGUCUUCAGCUGGAAACUAGCAUUAAAAUUCAAUGCAAAUGCCAAUUAUAAAGCUAAUUUGACCACAGAUGUUUUUUUUUUUGUUUUUUUUGCCUUAAUGCAUAAUUCCUAUAUGAAUAACCCAUAUACGCUGGAAUAAAAUGGUGCAGUAUUUUUUGUAAAAUGACCUUCAAUCAUUUUUAUGUCACUCUUAUUUUUUUAAAUAAGAAUAAAAAUAUAAAAAAGCCGUACAAAUGUAUUUUUCACCAAAUACAUUUUUAUAUAUUCUAUCUUUUUUUUACAUUUAAUUGCAAAAAAAAAAAAAUCCACAAAUAAACAGCAUAUAUUUUUUUA
Molecule: messenger RNA, 2554 nt
Organism: Onychostoma macrolepis
Lineage: Eukaryota; Metazoa; Chordata; Actinopteri; Cypriniformes; Cyprinidae
Gene: tnfrsf1a
Product: tumor necrosis factor receptor superfamily, member 1a
Exons: 10
Coding region: 284-1465 (393 amino acids)
Biological process (GO): signal transduction; inflammatory response
Cellular component (GO): mitochondrion; signaling receptor complex; membrane raft
Molecular function (GO): tumor necrosis factor binding; tumor necrosis factor receptor activity
Source: RefSeq, a predicted model, not a curated record